Molecule: messenger RNA, 1053 nt
Organism: Dendrobium catenatum
Lineage: Eukaryota; Viridiplantae; Streptophyta; Magnoliopsida; Asparagales; Orchidaceae
Product: non-specific lipid-transfer protein-like protein At2g13820
Exons: 2
Coding region: 326-814 (162 amino acids)
Biological process (GO): lipid transport
Molecular function (GO): lipid binding
Source: RefSeq, a predicted model, not a curated record
AACAAAGCCUGCGUUAGUCAAUAGUAAUAAAGUAAAGAAAUCUCCAAUUUAUUGAACAAAAAGAUUAUUUCCAUGAACGUAGGUAAACAAAAUUCAUGAAGCCAAGUUAAAAUAAAAAUAGCUUACCUCAUGGUGCAGGAGAAAAGCUGGUCACCAACAAAUUAAGUAAACUCCUGCGCCAACUUCAUCUAAAAAUCACUUAUUACUCUAUAAAAGAAUCCUUCCUUGCCAUUCUACUCCUAUCCAGUAGCACCUGCAAUCACAAAAUUCAGCUGUUAUAGACUACAAACCUUCAAUAAGUUUGGCCACUGGCAAGCAUCAGGAAAUGGCUCUGCGACUACAAGUGCUUGUUUUUACCCUAGUCAUGAUCAUGAUCAUCAGAUUCAUGCCUAGGAGAGCAUUUGCACAGUCUAGUGACUGCACAUCAACAAUCAUCAGCCUUGCCCCUUGCCUGAACUACAUAACUGGCAGCAGCGAUACACCGGCUGUGACAUGUUGUACGCAGCUGGCAAAGGUAGUGCAGACAGACCCCAAGUGCUUGUGCUUGGUCCUCAAUGGCGGAGCAUCACAGUUCGGAGUCACUCUUAACCAGACAAAAGCUCUGGCUCUCCCGGGCGCAUGCAAUGUUCAGACUCCGCCAGUGAGUAGAUGCAACGAUGCUACUUCACCGGCACCCGCACCAGGCAGUGGAUUGGAUAGUGCUCCCGGGAAAACCUCCCGAGGAAGUUUUCUACAACCAGUAGCUCUUCCUAUUCUCUUCUCUGUGGUAUUCAUCAUUUUGGUCGGCUUUUCAAUGCAUUAUAUCAGCUUCUAAGCAUCAAUCGGCUCUCUGCUCUAGGCCUCUACAAUCAUACCUGCUGAUAUAAUGCUCUUUACCCUGUGAUUCUGCGUAAUGUUAUGCUCUUUGAAAGCUUAUGUGCUGUAUGUAGUUUAGUAACAGUAAAUCUACAAUGCUUCUUUCAUCAAUUAUAUUCUCAGUAAUGUACUAGCCAAUGUUUGUAUUGUAUCCAGUAUACUAGAAACUUGUUUUAGCCUUCUAUUGGCAGCAUUCAU